Messenger RNA from Cordyceps fumosorosea ARSEF 2679, 288 nucleotides. RefSeq lists its product as hypothetical. Bases 1 to 288 code for a protein of 95 amino acids. NCBI's taxonomy places the organism in Eukaryota, Fungi, Ascomycota, Sordariomycetes, Hypocreales, Cordycipitaceae. The transcript has a single exon. The record is from RefSeq and is a predicted model, not a curated record.
AUGGCACCUGCCAACACGCGCGCGAGACCUUUCAGGUCCCAGAGACUCACACGCGAAAAGUACACAAACUCCGAACACGACGAGCCCAAAAGCAAUGAGUCCGCGAACCCAGAGCGCGAAAAUCUCUCUGGACCCAUGGAAAUCAUCAUCCCCGACGAUGAUGAUUCAUCCGAUGAUGAUGGUUCAACCCAGAUGAACUCGGACAACAGCGACUGCUUGAGGUCAAAGGAAUUGAUUCCUAACGCUAGUCGGUUCAAUAUCAGCAAAGGCGCUUUGAGACAGUACUAA